Molecule: messenger RNA, 3052 nt
Organism: Nymphalis io (European peacock)
Lineage: Eukaryota; Metazoa; Arthropoda; Insecta; Lepidoptera; Nymphalidae
Product: tetratricopeptide repeat protein 39B-like
Exons: 14
Coding region: 101-2074 (657 amino acids)
Molecular function (GO): protein binding
Source: RefSeq, a predicted model, not a curated record
CCAAGAGAUCUGCUAGUAAGCGCGGGCGCGGCGUUUUCCUCCGGUCGGCUUAUGAGCCUCAAGUCGUGUAGUUGUGUACGUGUUGGCUUCGAUUAACUAGAUGGCGCUGCACGAAACGCCGAUCACUAUGCAGGCCGUCUUGCGAGAGAUUGCUGGGCCAGGAAUUGCACCACGAGCUGAACCAGAGGAAGACGAUUUCGACGAAGUGGAUGACUUUGAAGAUGCCAGCGAAGAACUGUCCGAGGUCCCACCCAGUGUGGACCUGCAUACUGCUUUGGAGGAUUGCGAAAGAGCCAUGACACUAUUCUUCAACAAUCAAAUCGAUGAAGCCAUCGCUAUUAUGACCCCGUGGAAAGAAACUUCUCUUUACCACGCGCACGGCGCAGCUAUAUUCGAGUUCAUCCCAGCUGUGCUGACUUUAGAACCGGCACAGAUUCAAAGCGCGCACGCUGCUCUGCGUCACACUUUCACGCUGUGUGAUCGCAUGCGCAGAAAUUAUAGCUUCGUACAAUCCAUCGGCGCCAUUAUUAAGAAGCCUAACUAUGGCGGUUACUCUGAGGAAGAGGCACACGCAGAACUUGUUCACGCGGAGUCUCUUUUGCUGCUGGCCUGUCUUGGCAGUCUCGAAGGAGAGGAAAUGACGGGCUUCGUUCGUGCUUCACUGCGGAUUAAGACCGCUUUCAACGCCUACAGAAACUGCGCCAAGAUUUUGGAAAAGAAGUCUUGGGAAAGCGAAGAAUCCCACAAUCACUUUGAAAGCGGAGUUCGUCUUGGACUCGCCACUUUCAACGUGAUGAUUGCAUUACUACCACCAAAGGUCAUAACCCUGCUCGAGUUUGUUGGAUUCACUGCUGAUAAGGAGAAAGGUAAAAAAGAAUUGAUUACCGGUGCGAAGUCGCCUGGCCUUCGAUCCGUUCUCUGUGAACUGACGCUGCUCGUGUACUUCUUGAUUAUUGGCCACUUCGCCGCUAUACCUCCUGACUUCAUUAUGGCCGAACAGUUGAUAAAUAAUGGCCUCAGACGAUACCCGAAUAGUCUAUGGUUCAUAAUGUUCAAAGCACGAAUGCAAAUGUUAAGUGGUAUGAUCGAAGAAGCUGUCGACACAUAUCAAACGGCGUCCCAAACAACAGACAUGUGGCCACAACUUAAACAUCUCACGUACUGGGAAAUGAUAUGGGCGUUCGCAAUGAUGAUGAAAUGGUCACAAGCUGCAUUUUACGCUUCAAAAUUAGCCCGGGACAGCAAAUGGUCGAAAACUAUAUACAUGUACACUCAGGCCGCAAUGAAUCUUGAAAGAGGACACCUGAUCAGUCUCGAGGAACGCAAGCACAAUGCCGAUCUUCUUCUGAAUGCAUCGUGUUAUAGACAGCGGUUGUUGGGGCGAUCUCUGCCAAUGGAAAAAUUCGUGAUUCGGCGCUGCGAACGGUGGGCUCGACGUGGAUACCUGGUGCUUCCCGGCGUAGAGAUGGUAUGUUUGUGGAAUAUGUUUCCAUCUCUAGCCGCCGAGCCCCACUUCGCCGACCGCAUGCUAAAGCUAAUCGAACAAACAAAUGACGAAAUCCACAACGUCAUGCACUCACGAUACGGUAUAGAUUCGGAGCGUCGGCACACGCCAGCGUAUGACUUCGACGAUGUAGCACUGGUUCGUUUCCUGCAGGGCAGCCUGCUUGGUGCAAUGUCGUUACCACGACUUGCAAUCCGACACCUGGAAGCGGUGCUCACAAUGAAAGACAAAAUAAAGGAGAAUACAUUUUUGCUUCCGUACGCCACGGUAGAGAUCGCCAUGUCAUACUACGCUUUAGGAGAUUCAGAUCGAGCUCAAGAGUUAUUAUGUGACGCAAGAAAAAAAUACUCUGGUUACUUACUGGAAUCGCGUCUACAUUUCCGGAUCCAUUCGAAACUAGAAUUAAUUCACGCGGGAGAAGAGAACACCGUGAUCACGGGUACGACAGCAAGUGCGGUCGCCUUGGCCAGCGUGAACGUGAUCGCAACCGCAAGCACCAGUGCGGUUGCGAGCUCUAGUGCAAUAUCGACUGCGAACACAAGCCGUGAUCGGAGCGCACAGAACACAUGAUACCGGCCACAGGACAGGCGGGGGAUGCCCCGCGCUGCCCUGCGUGCCUUGCGGUAUUUCAUCUGCCCCGCCUUUUUCCCGGGUCACGGAGAAGCUCGGUUUGACAUAUGAACCAUCACAUAAUUUAAAUCAUAAAUAAACUUUAACUUACGUAGUGCUGUGUGUAUUGAAAUUUUUAAAAUAUUACAAUAAUAACAUUAGUACUUACAUUAAGUAUGUAUGUACGCUUACUUUGUUUGUAUAUCUAUGUCUGUGUUGUCUCAACUUAAAGUAUUUAGAAGGUUACUAGAAAAGCUUAGGACAGCUAUGGACAACUUCUUGCAAUACAACGCUUGUAGUGUUGUAUUGCAAGAAGUUGUUCUUCGAUAUCUUAGUUCAUAUACAUGACAUUUUGAUCAUUUUGCAUGCAUAAGUAUAUAUUCCAAUAAAAAUAAUAUAUUCAAAUACCACAUAAAAACGACUGAACAUCGAUUUCACUUCGAUUUGACUUCCCUCUUAUUUAUACUUCUAUUUCGUUUCCAUCCCUAUAGAAUAACGGUAUUUCACCAUAAAAAAUGACAUUUGAAAUCACUUAAGUUACCUACGAAGCCGUUAGUUACUAGUUCAAAAAACUAAUCUAGUGUAAUAAAAUAAUAAGGUACUUAUAGUACCGUGUGAGGUAUUGACAAGGGCACUUUUAUUUGUAAUAUUUGUCUGCCUAUCAGUGUUGUUUAGUAUUUAAUGGUUGUUUUUUUUUUAUUAUUGCUGUCAAAUUAUAUAAUAAUUUUAAUGGUACGGUGUUUUUAAGUAAAAAUAAUUUGUGAUAAAUUAUUAAAUAAGUGUAACUGAUGUAAGCACUAAUUACAAUGCUUAUUAAAAGUACAAGUUUUUCAUACAAAAUAAUCUCGGUAUCGAAUAUUGCAACUCUGUAAUUUUUACCUGAUGAUAUUAUGUUAAGUUUUUUUUUUUAAAUAUAUAAUGUUCAAUAAAUAGUACAAU